CUCCCCCGCCGCGGUCAGGUGGAGCCGCGGGCGCGCCGGGCCGGGGCGCCGAGCGCGGAGGUCGCCUCAGACCUCGCCUCGCCAGCGUGCUUAGUCCGUGCACGGCCGCCGCGGUCCGGCACCUUGGCCCCGCGGCUGCUGUGAUUUCAUUCUGCAGGCGCGGCUUGGCGCUGCCGGGCCCCGGGGCCGCCGGGCGUGCGAGCGAGUGCGUGCGCGCGCGAGUGCGCGCAGGGGUGGGGGCCGCUGCGCUCGCCCCCCGUCGACCCCCCUCUCCGCUCAGUUCCCCACACCUCCUCCCGCUCCCUCCUCCCGCCCGCCUCCCCUGCCCUGCCCGCCCCCGCCGCAGCUCCUUUAAUACACUUUGGUUCUCCGCCUGGCUUUGGACUCUUCUCCACCACCUCCUCCUCCUCCUUCCGCGCCUCCUCCGCCGCCGCCUCCUCCUCUUCCUCUCCGCGCUUUCGCUCCGCGCCUGGCCGCCCGAGGCAGAUCCAGGCGGCGGCGGAGGCGGCGGGCGCAGGAGCGCGGCUCCCGGGCCUGAAGCCGCCACCACCUCCGCCGCCUGCGCUCGGAGCCGGGCGGCCGCUGAACGUACCGCGCGCGGGGCGGGAGUUGGAGCCGAGGAGGCGCGGGGCUCGCCGGGGUCGGCGGGGAGGGCAGACGCGCUGGCCAUGCUCCUGGACGCGGGGCCGCAGUUCCCGGCCAUCGGGGUGGGCAGCUUCGCGCGCCACCAUCACCACUCGGCCGCCGCGGCGGCGGCGGCGGCCGCGGAGAUGCAGGACCGCGAACUGAGCCUGGCGGCGGCGCAGAACGGCUUCGUGGACUCGGCGGCCGCGCACAUGGGCGCCUUCAAGCUCAACCCGGGCGCGCACGAGUUGUCCCCCGGCCAGAGCUCGGCGUUCACGUCGCAGGGCCCCGGCGCCUACCCCGGCUCCGCCGCGGCCGCCGCGGCCGCCGCCGCGCUCGGGCCCCAUGCCGCGCAUGUCGGCUCCUACUCUGGGCCGCCCUUCAACUCCACCCGGGACUUCCUGUUUCGCAGCCGCGGCUUCGGCGACUCGGCGCCGGGCGGCGGGCAGCAUGGGCUGUUCGGGCCGGGAGCUGGUGGCCUGCACCACGCACACUCGGACGCACAGGGCCACCUCCUCUUUCCUGGCCUCCCGGAGCAGCACGGGCCGCACGGCUCGCAGAAUGUGCUCAACGGGCAGAUGCGCCUCGGGCUGCCCGGCGAGGUGUUCGGGCGCUCGGAUCAGUACCGCCAGGUGGCCAGCCCGCGGACCGACCCCUACUCGGCGGCGCAGCUCCACAACCAAUAUGGCCCCAUGAAUAUGAACAUGGGUAUGAACAUGGCAGCGGCCGCCGCCCACCAUCAUCACCACCACCACCACCCUGGUGCCUUUUUCCGCUACAUGCGGCAGCAGUGCAUCAAGCAGGAGCUCAUCUGCAAGUGGAUCGACCCGGAGCAGCUGAGCAACCCCAAGAAGAGCUGCAACAAAACUUUCAGCACCAUGCACGAGCUGGUGACCCACGUCUCCGUGGAGCACGUCGGCGGCCCGGAGCAGAGCAACCACGUCUGCUUCUGGGAAGAGUGUCCGCGCGAGGGCAAGCCCUUCAAGGCCAAAUACAAACUGGUCAACCACAUCCGCGUACACACCGGCGAGAAGCCCUUCCCCUGCCCCUUCCCGGGCUGCGGCAAGGUCUUCGCGCGCUCCGAGAACCUCAAGAUCCACAAAAGGACCCACACAGGGGAGAAGCCUUUCCAGUGUGAGUUCGAGGGCUGCGACCGGCGCUUCGCCAACAGCAGCGACAGGAAGAAGCACAUGCACGUCCACACCUCCGAUAAGCCCUAUCUGUGCAAGAUGUGCGACAAGUCCUACACGCACCCCAGCUCGCUGCGGAAACACAUGAAGGUCCAUGAGUCCUCCCCGCAGGGCUCCGAGUCCUCCCCUGCCGCCAGCUCCGGCUACGAGUCGUCCACGCCCCCGGGGCUGGUGUCCCCCAGCGCCGAGCCCCAGAGCAGCUCCAACCUCUCCCCGGCGGCGGCGGCGGCGGCGGCAGCGGCGGCGGCGGCGGUGUCCGCGGUGCAUCGGGGCGGAGGCUCGGGCGGCGGCGGCGCGGGCGGAGGCUCCGGUGGAGGCGGCGGCGGCGGCGGGGGAGGCGGCGGGGCGGGCGGGGGCGGCGGCGGCGGCGGCUCUGGCGGGGGCAGUGGGACGGCCGGAGGCCACAGCGGCCUCUCCUCCAACUUCAAUGAAUGGUACGUGUGAGAGGCCGGGGCCUCUCUCUCUCUCCCGGUCCCCACCCUGGCGCGGCAGCCCUCCGGUGGCGAUCGCCCAGGGCACCCUGUGACCGUGUUGUUAAAAUUACGAAUCUGAUUUUUAUGAUGAUGGAAACGAUUUUACCAGCAGAAGGAUUUUUUAAAGUUUUUUUUUUUUUUUUCUAAAUCUAAUCUAGGCAUGAAAAGCAAAAAGAUCCCUUCCGGAGUCUCUGAAGCUAAAAAUAUAAAAUAAGAAAUAAAAAAACCCAUAAAAAAAUUGAACCAAACUCUCCAUGCCUUCCCCCAUGCGCGCUUUCCUUCCCGCCCCUUUCCCAGGCUUCUGACAAACUGUACAUAGCGGACUCCUCCUUCCUUCUCCGACGUGGUUUUAAUGGCUUCUUGGUGUAUAGAAGUUUGUCCAUUUGUAAUUCUCUGGAUUGCGUUCCUCCUGCCUUUCUUCCCUUCCCUUCCCCAAGUGAUGGGCUUUUUCUUUUCUCUUUUUAGUUUCCCCGGUUUCUUUUUAAGUAAUGUGGAAGAAAAUGGUUUAUUUUGUAUUGUGGUAUUGAAUAUUGUGUUCCUUUUUAUGAGGCAACUUGAUUGUAAACUUCAUGCAACUAUAGACUGGAAAAAACAAGCCGUGCCAAAGUCUCCCUUCUGUUUCUUCAACAUGCUGAUCCACAGCACUCACACAUCACCACCACCAACGCUUGUGAAUGUAUUUUUCUGUUAGCUGGGUUUACAUGUGAUGUUUUAGUGCGUUUGCAAGUUCAAUUUGUUAGUUCCUGUAUGAAAGAUUUUGGUGGGGGGGGGAAUAAACGUCGUGCCGUUAGUUUUUUCCGUAAUAACACCCUUCCUUCUGUAAAUACCCGUUACCAUAUUUAUCCAUUUGUAAUUAAAUUAUGGUAUUAACUUGCUACAGAGGAAACAAUAUUUAUAAAGAAUGUUUCUUAACUAUAAAUAUGUACAAUUGUGGGCAUAAAUUGUUUCAGAUUUUUUAUUUGAAGGUUUUAAGUGGUUUGAUCAUUUCUUGUGAUAUGUUUUGAGAGUAAUGCAUACAGAAAUAUAAUAAAAUGUGUUGAAACUGCA
This is a messenger RNA of Orcinus orca (killer whale), 3334 nucleotides long. RefSeq names its product Zic family member 2 (gene ZIC2). Gene Ontology annotation, biological process: regulation of transcription by RNA polymerase II; central nervous system development. NCBI's taxonomy places the organism in Eukaryota, Metazoa, Chordata, Mammalia, Artiodactyla, Delphinidae. The record is from RefSeq and is a predicted model, not a curated record. The transcript is spliced from 3 exons. Bases 669 to 2258 code for a protein of 529 amino acids. Gene Ontology annotation, molecular function: DNA-binding transcription factor activity, RNA polymerase II-specific; RNA polymerase II cis-regulatory region sequence-specific DNA binding. Gene Ontology annotation, cellular component: nucleus.